AUGGAUGUGUCUUUGCCAUCGGUGUGCAUCUCUGAUUCAGCCAUCAUGGGACGAGAAUCGAUUGAUGAUCAGAGUGGGGAGGCAGAUUUAGAUUCAUUAUACCAGAAGUAUACUGACAGGAUGCGAUGGAUUGGACACAGUAUGAUAACUGAUGCUGAGCAGAGGGGUCUUAUUACACCAGGGAAGAGCAUUCUGGUGGAGCCAACUAGUGGAAACACUGGCAUUGGACUUUCAUUUAUAGCUGCUUCAAAAGGAUAUAAGCUCAUAUUGACAAUGCCAGCCUCAAUGAGUCUAGAAAGAAGGGUUCUUUUUAAAGCCUUUGGAGCUGAGCUUGUUUUGACUGAUUCUGCUAAGGGGAUGAACGGAGCAGUUCAGAAAGCUGAAGAAAUUUUGAAUAGCAUGCCAGGUGUGAACCCUAUUGGCGUCCACAAUGUCCUCGAAGUUUCUGACACAGAGUUCUUGUUUUAG
Messenger RNA from Camellia sinensis, 468 nucleotides. Lineage: Eukaryota; Viridiplantae; Streptophyta; Magnoliopsida; Ericales; Theaceae. The record is from RefSeq and is a predicted model, not a curated record.